AAGCAGGGUGGGAAGAGCCACAGAGGCAGCGUUCUCACGCCGGAAUGCCCGAUAACAAGACCAUCCCGAGAGACUCCGCAAAAGCCACAGCCUUGCACACUGGCUACGCAACCUCACACCGAGAAAUACUGGAGGACUCCCGCCAGCAACGCCCGUCCAACCGCCGGCGGGCGGCGCCCUGUCACCCGUCCUCGUGGCCGCGAAAUUACCGCAAACAGGGACGCCGCCCUCUCAUCCCACCGCCACCCGGGCUGCGCUCAGCGGCCGCGCCCCCCCACGUUUGCCAGCAGCUCCCAGAGGCGGUCAGUCUUUCGGUUUGACGACGGCAACUUCCCAGGCCUCGGCGAGCGCAGCCACGCACCCGGAAGCCGCCUCGGGAGUCCCACGCUGGGGCGCGACGCCGAGCCAGAACCGCCCGCGGGCUCCGAAGCCACAGGCGAGUGGGGAGGGUGCCCUGUGGGGCUCGGAGGGGACGCAGUCACGCCCGGCCCACGUAACGAGCACUCUCCUUCCCGGUCCCCAGCUCCCGCCAGCCGAGACGCAACGCUCCGCGUGAUGACGUCGUGCGCCCGCCCCGCCCACUCCAGUAGUCGCCGACCCGGCCCACGGCCCGCCCCGCGCGAUGACGUCAGUAUCCACUCCACCCGCUCCGGGUGA
Molecule: messenger RNA, 657 nt
Organism: Nomascus leucogenys (northern white-cheeked gibbon)
Lineage: Eukaryota; Metazoa; Chordata; Mammalia; Primates; Hylobatidae
Product: serine/arginine repetitive matrix protein 3-like
Exons: 1
Source: RefSeq, a predicted model, not a curated record